Messenger RNA from Humulus lupulus (European hop), 442 nucleotides. RefSeq lists its product as uncharacterized. The record is from RefSeq and is a predicted model, not a curated record. The coding region runs from base 40 to 378 and encodes 112 amino acids. Lineage: Eukaryota; Viridiplantae; Streptophyta; Magnoliopsida; Rosales; Cannabaceae. The transcript has 3 exons.
GUUUGUGUGUUGGUGUAGGUGAUUCCUUCAUUGGAAGAUAUGUACGGCGAAGAGUUCAUGAUUGAAAUUGUGAUACAAUGGACAGAGCUAGAACAAUACAAAAGAUAUCUUCAGAUAAUAUUUGCUCGUGUGGAGAAAGUUGCAGCGCAUUUACAUCUAGAAAAUCAUUCAUUGAUUGAUAUUUGUAAAACCCAAUUCUGUGACAGGGUCUGGGAUAGGUUCCACACUGAAAUCGACUUUUCGGUAACUAAGAUGAAGGAGGCAGGGGUGUUUAGCAAUGAAAAUCCAUUGAAGAAUGACCUGAUUCAAUUCUUCACUGACAUGGAGAAAGUACGUCCCAAUGAACGAUUUCAGACGACUUAUGAUAUUGUCAAAUAGCAGUAGAAUUUCGAUCGUGCCCAAAAUUAUUGAAGAUUUUGUUGGAUUUUAUAUAUGAUUAUGA